AUUGCCCGUUCAACUUUGACCGGAAACUUCUGGUGUUUUCUGGAAGCAGUAGACGAUAUAAACAUAACGGAUACGUCAUGGCACGUACACCUGUGGAUUUAUCGACUCUGUGAAUAGUUAGAUUUUUUUGAUCAGACUCUACGUGAUGGAGGAGGAUGCAGAGACGGACAGAGCCGCCGUGAUACCGUCAACAGAGAAAAAGACAUGCGAGCGUCCGCCAUCCCCCAGCCAGGACCAGGACGUGAAGUCGACAGCGGUGAUGAAGUACGCGUCCGUGGAGAGUCCCGUCAGGUUCUCCGUACUGCAGAAGCUCACAGACCUGAAGCUGCCGCCGGCUAAUUGGCUGCGGAGUCAGGAGGGGGUGACGGGCAUCAAGAGUAACGUGUCCUGGGGCACAGGCAGUGGGGAGCCCUUUCUCAGUUUGAGCAUGGCCAACACUUUCCUGGAGACAGUAGAUGAAGUGGAUGUCAUCACAGAUGCAGAGAACAUCAAGAAACUGUUAAAGAUCCCAUUCAGUAAAGGCAGUGUUUCCCUGGCAGUACACAGGGUGGGGCGGACCUUACUGCUGGAUGAGUUUGACAUCUACAGUAGUCUCCUCAGAGCUGAGAGGGAAAACUGGAGGUGGUUGCGAGAUUUCUACUUAGAGCACGUCCUUGAGAAUGUGAAGGAAAAGGAGAAAAUCUUCUCCAGGAAGAAAAAGACAAGAGAUCACCUUCAAAACAGGAGUAUGUUCUCCAAGUUCCUGUAUAGAAGUAUUGAGGAUGGGAAGGAAGGCGAGUCUCCGCCCAGUUACUCAGAAGUGUGUGGUGAGGAGUGUGAGGAGGAAGGGGCAGUAGGAAACUGUCCCGAGGAGACUAACCGCAGACUGGCCCCGGGACAGAGUCUUAACAAUGGAGACCUCCUGCCUGAGCCUGAAGACCCAAGCCUCCGGAGUGAGUUCCAGAGAAAUGUCAUCUGGACAUUUGAAGACAUCCGCAUGCUGAUUGGCACAGACAUGCCCAUAUUUGGAGGUGGAACUCACCCAGCUGUGAGCCUCAGACUAAGGGACAUGAAGAAGCCAAUCAACGUGCUGACUGGUCUGGACUACUGGCUGGAUAACCUGAUGUGUAAUGUUCCUGAACUGGUCAUGUGUUACCACCUGGAGGGGGUGGUCCAGCAAUAUGAGCUGAUCAAGACAGAGGAGAUCCCCAACCUGGAUGCUUCGCGGUUCUCCCCCCAGGUCAUUAAGGACAUUGCUCAGAACAUCCUGUCCUUCCUCAAGUCCAACUGUACCAAGGAAGGUCACACCUACUGGCUACUUAAAGGAAAUGGAGAUGACGUAGUGAAGCUGUAUGACCUGACCACACUGUGCUCUGAGAACAUGGAGGAUAAAACAUCCAACCCCUUCUCUGUGCCUGUAGCCAUGCUGUUGUACAGAGUUGCUCGCAACAUGCUGAUGGACAGUAACUGCCACAAGCAGGACUUUCCUACUGUCAGGAAGCUGCUGAAACAGUGUAUAGACCUGCUGGAUGAGGACAAACAUCCAGAGAUUGUGACGUCAGCCAACUAUCUGUUGUCGGAUCUCUUUGUCCCCGAUGACCCCAACGAGGAUCCCUGCGUUCCUGCCUCUUCUGACACGGCAGACCAGGAAUUCUGGGAUAGCAGUUGCUACGACGACAAUGAUGAUGAUGAUGUGUCCCAGGACGGGGAUAACUUGGCCGUUGCUGUCAUCAAGUCAGUGGAGGACUUGUACGAGCGGGAGAAGUACAGGUCAUCAGGGAACAGGCCUCCACAUGAAGCAAGACAACCCAUGUCAGUGGAAGAGAGGGCAAGAGCAGCAUUGUCUUAUGUGUCCAAGGCACUCCUGCUGAUUGACAGCUAUGCUUCCAAACUGGCCCCUCCCAAACCAGCUCCCUUCCCCAGUCCUUCUAAAGCCAUCCCCCUGCACUAUGCCAAGCUCUUCCAAAAUGGAGAUGACAGCACCUCUAAACCAGAAGCAGCAGGUUGUCAGGGAGAAGACCAAGUUGUAAGUGAGGACACCCCAUCCCAGCAUGCUCUGACUCCCUGCCACAACAUCAGCAAAGACUCCUGGGAAGGGCAGCUGAAGAUCCUGCUACUGAAGAAGGCUGCCACAGCAUACUUCGCGUUAUCGGACGUUACCAACACCCUGGGGAGGUACGGGUGUGCCCUGAGGUACCUCAGACUGGCCCUGCUGUGCUAUGAUGCAUUCUCGGCCCUGUCCUUUGGGCUGCUGCACGAGAACCGUAACCUGCAGACGUCCUUACUGACCCUGGCCGGAGACGUCCAGCUCAUGAUGGCCAAACACAUCGACAACCACCAGGUGUACGAGGCAGAGCUGGAGGUCAAAAGUCAAGAUGAUGCAGUCAUCUCCAGGAGCGCCAAGCAGGAGCUGACCAAGCCUCUCUGCAGCAAACAUGACUGGGCCACUGAGUUCUCCAUGCACGACAUCGAGAGUUGCCUGGAAACCAGCGUACACUGCUACGAAGAAGCUGCCCUAAAAACCAACCGCAAGGAGUCUCACAACCAGUUCCUCAACGUGAACAAGCGUCUUGGCAACGUGCAGAACGAGAUGGGUGUGAUACUCAUGAACAGGGCUUCAGGGAUGGAGCACGGUCCAGAUCAAGACAAGGUGCUGCAGAGGAGUCUGUGUGCCUUUGAGUCCAGUAUCGGUGCUUUUCGAACUGCCAUGGACACCACUAACAUCGCUCUGCUGCACUCCAACACUGGCCGGCUGAUGAGGGUGUGGGCUCAGUCCUGUGUACAGCAGGACAAGGAAGGCAAGAGGGGGGAGUUCUCACAACAGGAGAGGGUUUACUACAACAAGGCAAGGGACCACUACAUGAAAGCUAUUCAUAUCCUGAAGGAUCGAUCAGCCUUCCCUAUGGUCUGGGACUCUGUGCAGUGGGAGCUGUCAACAACUUUCUUCACCAUGGCAACACUUCUGCAAGACUUCGCACCACUCUCCAUCAAGGCCGAGGAGCAGGUGGAAAAGGAGGUCGUUGACCUGAUGACCAGGUCCAUACGGUAUUGCGACACGGAGACAGAGUCCCCGCGCCAGCCACUGGCGCAGUACCGUGCUGCGACAAUCCAUCACCGCUUGGCAUCCAUGUUUCACAAUGCCUACAGGAACCAGUCUGAGGACCAGAAGAGAAAACAAGCACGAUCACAGGCCGAACACCACUACGGGAAGGCCUGCAGGCUCUUCCAGCAACUGGAACACCCCUGCGAGCUCACCAGAGUGCAGCUGGAAAGGGUGGCUCUCUGCGAAUACCAGCUGGGGGGUCAAACCACAGCUGGGAGUAAAGUGCGAACCCUGUCCACAGCCUUGGGGUACAUGGCUGAGUGCAGGGAAGCAAUGCACAUUAUAUACAAGGAGCUGGGGCCAGACGAAGAAGACACCACACCUGAUGGGGAAAACACCACAUCCAAUGACUUGUCCAAGAACCAGACGGUCCUUUCGAGUCUGGUGCCCAGAGAGGAAAGUGAAAAACUCCUGAACAUCCUGGAGUCCAGACUACAACACCUGCUACACACACUUAUCAAGACAGCAGCAUCAGGGAAAGCCAGUUCUCACAAGCAUCAUGGAGGAAAGCCAAGACGUGCAGGGAAGGCAAAUCGUCACCUUCCGCCGUCUCAGCUUGAGCAGUACAAGAAAGUGUACGCCUCGUGCCUGAGAGGGAUGGCAGAGUCUUCCGCUGGGCUGAUGAGAAGGGUACAGAACAUGGCAGACACACUGGCUCUACUACCACACUGACUGUACAAGCUUUUUGUCACACCUUGUCAACGUGCCGUCCGCCUCACUGUGAGGCUGUAAAUUUUAAUGCUCGCUGAUAAAUGAGGACAAAAUAUCCAGUAAUGCGUGGCUUACAGAACAAUCUACAGAUGACUGAGGUACACUUCUUGUUGUAGACAGAAGUCAGUAUUUGAAUGGAUCAUUGAAAUUGGUCAUUUCAUGCUAAGAAUAAGUGCAGUCAGUUUUGUACAGAUACAUGUACAAUCAUUUUGUAAAUUACAACUUCCAAUACAACAGACCAAGAAUGUGUAUUGUGAGAUUCUGUAAAGACUGUUAUAUGGGUUCAAGGUGGUUGCUCAUAUAACCUCUUUGAUGGGAUGAAGAAUGGGAAUUGUACCAGUUGAGUUCUUACUUGUUGCAAAGAUGUCUAGAUGAAAAAGUAUAAGAAAAUGCAGUGGUUGUAAAUACUCUGCACAGAAGCAGCUUUAGAUAGUAUUUUCUGCUGCUCGAAGAGUACAGACUUCAGAAUAUGGACUCUAUGAUGUAAUGUUACAGCAUUGUGAAAAACUGUGCAAGUGUGAAAACAUGUGGGCCAUUGAAAACAGACAGUUCAAUGAUUAACGUACAUGUGACAUAUUGACACCCUGUGUGACAGUUCAUGUACAUUAGACGAUCCUUAUUGAUGCUAAUACAUUUGUGUACAGUCAAUCCCAGGCAGGCAGUGCCACAGGUGAUCCAUUGAAAUUAGCCCUUGUUUGUCCACCUGCUGAAAGAGAGAGACUUCAGUAAUAGGUCUUGAUGGUCAUGUUUCAGCAUACCUAGCAUUCCUAAGCCCCACAUCUUAGAGAAACUAAAGCAAAACUAUUAAGAUUCACCAGAGACCAUACUGUAUUCAGUGAUGGGGUGUUGCAAGUUGUACGAUACUUUCUGGUGUCCUGUGUUUGGGUAUCAGGUGUGUAAUGCCCAAUUCAUUGCAAUGUACUUCCCAAUGUACCUGCUAAAGACUCUUGUAAAUUGUUGUCAGACAUUUCAUAGCCUGAGUGCCAUCUUCUACAUUCGAUAUUCCACUGCUGAUGUAGCUAUGCUGUAACGAACCCUAACGACUCGGCACUGCUUGGACUAAAGCUGGGGAAAAUCAUUGUUCCUCAGCCUAAUUAGACACAGUGUAGCUCAGAGGUACUUGUGAUGUGUCGACUUCAAGUGCCAGUUUAUCCUGCUAAGUAGUCUCUGAGGCCUUUAAACAGUAGGGGGGCUAACGUCAUUGUUGGAUGCUAUGUAACGUUAACUGUCCUCUUGGGUAAGGAGGGUAACUCUGACAGAUGUGAUACCCCUAAUAAGGGCCUGGACUCGCUCAGUAUCAUCAUAACUCAGAAUAUAACUAAGAUAAGACAUGCUGGUUACCUUUCUUGGGGAUGUAUUCAAAAUUGUGGAAAUAGUGGACAUGUUUAUGUACAUGUAUGUACUGUACAUAUGUACAUUGUAGACGACCAGACUGCAUAAUGGCCUUGCUCAAAAACACAAUGACCAUCUUAGUGCCUUACUGAUCAAAGGUGGUUUUCAGUGCAAUACUUGUUUUAUGAUAUCUACGUUUUCCCUUUUAAUUUUAAACUAUCAGUAUAUCGCAAGCUGUUGUAGACACACUAAUCUACAAAAUCUAUACAGUCACAGUACUGACAAUGGCCACAGAUGGAAAUGUCACUAUUGGUGAUAAGAAGAAAUGCAGUAUAUGAACACCA
Molecule: messenger RNA, 5469 nt
Organism: Branchiostoma floridae (Florida lancelet)
Lineage: Eukaryota; Metazoa; Chordata; Leptocardii; Amphioxiformes; Branchiostomatidae
Product: erythroid differentiation-related factor 1-like
Exons: 26
Coding region: 146-3754 (1202 amino acids)
Biological process (GO): positive regulation of DNA-templated transcription
Source: RefSeq, a predicted model, not a curated record